AUGGAGCCGGGUUCGCUGGCACCCUGGCAGCCGCAGUACCGCUACCUCGGACCGGGCGUGGCUGUCGGAGCGGUGCUGGACGCCAGGCUCCAGCCGGAGGAGCUCACGAGGCCGUCCGACUACUGCGGGUACGCCACGCGCCCGCUCUGCUCCCGUCACGUGACGUUCCCCCAGUAUCUAAACCUGAUGUCGGAGUUCCCACAGUCGAGGUUGGUGGGUGCAGGCUCGGCGCAGAGCGCGCUGCCGGCGGUCUGCGCCGUGACGCCGCGCUGCCCGUCGGACCAUGCCGCGGACGGCGGCGCCGGCGACGGCCCGCUGCUCUGCUCCACGCCGCGAACGGCGGAGCCUUCCUACCUGCAGCCGACCUUCUCCUCGCUGCAGAAGGUGGCCCGCAGCGACUUCGACAUCCACGCCCACUUCGUGGGCGGCGAUGUGCCGGCGGCGGACGGGCAGCGGUCGGCGCUUAGAACCGCGGGCACGCCGCACCAGUACGCGGCCGCCGCCGGCGGUCUGAAGCGGCCGCUCUCGGCGUCGCCGUUCCCGCUGGAGGUGACCGACGGCGUGGGCCCGCCGGCCGGCGUCCAGCUGAAGCAGGAGGCGGUCGUCUGCCGCGUCAGCCAGGACCCCGCCCGCUGCCAGGUCAGCCAGCAGCCCGCCAGCUUCCAGUACAAGCAGGAGCCGUCAGUGUACCCGUACAAGCACGAGCACCCGGGCUACCCGUACAAGCAGGAGCCGUCGGCGACUCCGUACCGCCAGGAGCGGCCAGGCGGCCCGUUCGCGCCGGACUCGAGCCCCGACCGUCAGUACGGCCCGGAGCCGAGCGGCGGGCGCCUGUACCCCGUCGGGCCGCUCGACUCGCCGGCAGAGGUCAGCUCCAGCAGCGGCCCGCUGACCUGCCUGUGGGCCGGCUGCGCGCUGCAGUACGACCGCCAGGCGGCGCUCGUCAAGCACAUCGAGAAGGUGCACGUGGACAGCCGCGGCGGAGACGAGUACACCUGCUUCUGGGCCGACUGCCCGCGCCAGCAGAAGCCCUUCAACGCCCGCUACAAGCUGAUGAUCCACAUGCGCGUCCACUCGGGAGAGAAGCCCAACCUGUGCUCGUACGACGGCUGCAACAAGGCGUUCUCGCGUCGGGAGAACCUGAAGAUUCACCUCCGAUCUCACACCGGCGAGAGGCCGUACAACUGCGAAUUUCCCGGCUGCCCUAAGGCGUUCUCAAACAGCUCUGACCGUGCGAAGCACCAGCGGACACACAAAGAUGCGAAGCCGUACAUGUGCCAGGUGCCGGGCUGCCACAAACGGUAUACGGACCCGUCGUCGCUGCGGAAGCACAUCAAGAACCACACGCCGGCCGAGCAGUCCGUCUCCCGGCAGCGGCUGGAGCUGAGCGACAGCCUGGGCUAUGACUCCACCGUGGAGCAGUGGUACAGCGACUCGCAGCCCCUGGUGGCCGACCAUCACACAGACGACUGGCGCUGCAGGGAGCCGGUCACCAGCGCCGCCUGGUGGUGGGACGCGGCACUGCCAGACGCGCUGGAAGUUCCAGAAUUUCUGAACUUCACCGCCGACCAGCCGGUACAGUGAACGCCGACAGCCAACCAAGCGGACGCUCACACCACCACUGUGAGGGAGGCACCACGUCCAAGCGCCCAUGGCACGCGACCACGCACAGGAACCCAGAAGCCAGCGGAUCGGAGCGACAUGGGAGCGAUGGGCGGCGCAUCUUGGUGCGACACGGCUGUCUGCUAGCUCAUUGGUUCGCUAGCGGCCACCGGCCGCCGGGUUCGGCCGUCAGCGAGUGCUCUCGUACUGUGUAAAAAUGCUUGAUGGGGCGCCGCGACAGCCAGCUGCGGGGCGUCAGGGCCGCAGGGGUACAUUGUGAUGCUUGAGGGAGACUCUUGGAACAGUCAUGCGAUAUGUUACAUCCAUAAGUUGUACAAAUGUGCUGAACCGAUGUGUCGCGACGCCUGCGACACAUUCACGGGACUUCCGUCGUAUUUGGAGUCACCGCCACCGAUCGGUGGCGUCCAGUGAGUGAUGAGAGUCGGGAGCGACGCAGCUCCUACAUACAUAUGCUUUUUAACUAGAUUUGUAGCGUAGGCACGGCAUGUGGACCCUUCAGUGUGCUGGCAUGACGUCACGUCUCGUGCCGCCACCGCGCCGCCAGCUGGCCUGGCGUAUCCGCUGUUGCGAAGGCA
Molecule: messenger RNA, 2198 nt
Organism: Pollicipes pollicipes
Lineage: Eukaryota; Metazoa; Arthropoda; Thecostraca; Pollicipedomorpha; Pollicipedidae
Product: zinc finger protein 316
Exons: 10
Coding region: 1-1584 (527 amino acids)
Biological process (GO): regulation of transcription by RNA polymerase II
Cellular component (GO): nucleus
Molecular function (GO): RNA polymerase II cis-regulatory region sequence-specific DNA binding; DNA-binding transcription factor activity, RNA polymerase II-specific
Source: RefSeq, a predicted model, not a curated record